Molecule: messenger RNA, 6360 nt
Organism: Salmo salar (Atlantic salmon)
Lineage: Eukaryota; Metazoa; Chordata; Actinopteri; Salmoniformes; Salmonidae
Source: RefSeq, a predicted model, not a curated record
CAACGUCCUCAGCCGGGAGCAAGGGAAGGAAACAGCGCCGUGGACGAAACACGAAACUCCAGAAAACUGGAAAAAGGGGGACUAGAGGAAACAGUUUAUUCACGUUUCAGUCGGUGAUAUAAGCGACAUUUUGUUUCUUUAUUAUGUUGUUUACCUGGUGUUCUUUGAGACUGACUGACAAUGGCGCCUGAAAAAGAAAAUCCACGAAAUUCCGUGCCAUCCCAUUGAAAGCAAGUUUACUCAUGGAGUAAGGAAAGGAGCAAGUCGGGAGUCAUGAGCACAGGUGUGAAGAAGCCGCCAGUGGCUCCCAAACCCAAACUCGCCCCCUUGGUGAAGCUCUCGCCUCCUCCCAUCGCCCCCAAACCUGAUCUUCUCCUCUCCCAGCCUUCCCAACCCUCGCCCCUUCUCACCCAACCCUCCCCUGCCGUGUUAAAGAGAGCCAAACCUGCUGUGGCGCCCAAACCAUGCCUCUCCAAACCCUCCGCCCCAGCAGCCCCGGCUUCUCCCCCACCCCCCAGACCCAGAGUACCCCAAACCCCAUCCCAGGAGUGCAGCGGGGCUGGGGACGACAGCCUCUCCUUCCUCAAUUCCAGAAACGGGAUCCUGUCGCAGCCCAUCCUGCACGACUCGGACUACAUCAUUCCUACGUGCUCCUGCGGACUCCAGGACUGCUCCCAAUGUAAACGACUAGGGAAUGGGAACGUUACAGAGGUCGGGAGCGAUACACUCGGCUCCUGGCCAAACAGGAAUGCAACAGAAAGCACUGGAACGCUGGUAGCCAAUCGGCCGGGUAAAACAGAGAACGGAGACAGUGAGAAGAGCGGAGGAGUGACCAACACCCUCCGUCUCAGGCUCAAGGACAAACCCCAGAGACAGGAGGGGCAGAGGGAUGGAGAGGGGAGCAGGGAUGAGGAGAAGCUUCAGGGGAACAAAGAGGAGAGACCGAGGAACCAGAAAGGACAGGAGGGUCAGCAGUAUCAGACUGGGUCAGGGGACCAGUCAUGUAAUGUUCCUGAGGUGGCAGAGACACUUACACAGACUGAGACUAAAGCUUCGAAUGCAGAACGGACAUACACUGACAGCUGUAAUAUAGACAGCAAUGAGAGCGACACAAUUCCCACUCCCCUCAUCCUCCCACUGGAUGUCUCCCCCAUUCACACCCCCCCACAGACAGUCCCUCCCACCCGCACCCCCUCUCAGACUGUUCCACCCACCCGCAGCCCCCCACAAAUUUUACCACCCUCCCUCACCCCCACCCAGAUGGACAGUGAGCCUGACAGCACCCCCUCCCACGCAGACAGCAGUACACAGUGUUCCAGAAUACCCAGGUUACCCACUGACCUUUCGGUCCCUGCCGCCCCCAGUAAGCCCCUGCCCGUGCCGCUGCCACGUAAGCCCCGUAAGCCAGCCCUGGUAAGGCAGGACGGCCUGGAGGCCAGCACCCAGGAGGGAGAGACAAAGAACCGCACACAGGGGGGAGAGGUGGGGGAGACUGAGGGGAGUGGGGGGAGAUGUCUCACCUCAGAUAAGGAAGAACACACCCAGGGAGUGUAUGACAGUCCCUCACCCUCCCAGGACCCUGAAGUUGAAGAGGAGCCUCACCCUGUGCCUCCACCUAGACAGAAGUCCCUCUCCCCCCGCCUCCACAGAGCCUCCCUCAACCGAAACACCUCCCACUCUCUGGACUUGCUCUCUCAGCCUGAGCUUAACGCUCUGACCUCAGAGAGAAGAGGAGGAGGGGAUGAAGAGGAGGAGAAGGAAGAGGAAGUUGAGGAUGGGUACGGAGACUUUGAGCGCUACCCCAUCACCCGGAGCCUGCCCAAACAGAUCAAGCUCAGCUGCCGCCCGCCCCCCGUCGGCAUGACAAUGAAGGCCAGCUCGGCGGAAGAGGGGGGGUCACCCAGGGCCCCCCCCAGGAAGCCCCAGAGACACAGCCUGCCAGCGGGUGCCCCUCCGUCCAUCACCCCCCCUCCACCUCCUCCGCACCACGCCAACACCCCCAUGAGGGAACUGCCUGCCACCCCACAGGAGAAACCAGCCUGGCGCUUCCCAAGGCCCUUCUUCAGCAGGCAGAGCUCCUCCAGACACAGCAGCGGCGGCCGAGGGGCCCCCCAGGGGAAAGCAGCUCUGCUGGGGGGGAAACAGAGGGCCCAGUCCUUCUCCUCGGCUGACCUGCUGGCCCGCGCCGACGGCACCAAGAGGAGCCUUUCCUUCCGGAAGCUUCUAGAGCUGCGGUUGUCUGUCAGGAUGUUGCCACGGUUACUGGCCAGAAGCGGCCAGUCUCUGGAUUGUACCAGCGUGGAGCCGGGCGGGGGGGGGAGGACGGUGGACCAGUCCGACGGCAGCGCGGGGGUGUCUGGCAGGGAUGGAGAGGGGUCGGUAGAGUAUGAGAACGUUCCUCUGUAUGAGGAGAUACCGGAGUACAUGAACCUGCCUUUCCUCAGCGCACGGCUGGGCUGGCCACUCACACACAGUCUGGACCCAAGCACACACAGACACAGUGACUCAGACGUCUACGAGGUGCAGGAUCCAUACGAGAGCCACUGCGACUAUAAGCGACCCCAUUCCAUUGACUAUGAGAGGGGCUGGCAUGGAUUGGACGAUGCUCACUCUGAGGAGGAAGUCCACAGCUCUGACGAGGAUGACAACAGCUCCACCUCCAGCAAGGAGCACCUGGAGCUGUCAGAAGAAGACAGACAGCAGGAGGACGAGGUGAAGAGGAAAAAGAUGGUGCAUAUCGCCCAGGAGAUCAUGAGCUCUGAGAAAGUGUUUGUGGACGUGCUGAAGCUUCUUCACAUAGAUUUCCGGGACGCAGUUGCCAAGGCGACGCGUCAGAAUGGCAAGCCAGUGGUUGAAGAGCGUAUUCUAACCCAGAUCCUCUACUACCUGCCUCAGCUAUACCAGCUCAACCGAGACCUGCUCCGGGAGCUAGAGGAGAGGGUGGCCCGCUGGGGGGACCACCAGAGGCUGGCAGACAUCUUUGUUCAGAAGGGGCCGUACCUGAAGAUGUACUCCACCUACAUCCGGCAGUUUGACAACAACGUGGCUAUGCUGGACGAACAGUGUAGGAAAAACCCUGGCUUCGCCGCUGUAGUCCGGGAGUUUGAGAUGAGUCCUAGAUGUGCCAGCCUGGCUCUGAAGCACUACCUGCUGAAACCUGUACAGAGAAUCCCCCAGUAUCAGCUUCUGCUCACAGAUUAUCUGAAGAACCUUCCUGAGGACUCGUCUGACUACAAAGACACGCAGGCUGCUCUGGGCAUAGUGAAGGAGGUGGCCAACCAUGCCAACGACAUCAUGAAACAAGGGGAUAACUUUCAGAAGCUGAUGCACAUUCAGUACAGUCUGAACGGACAGCAUGAGAUUGUUCAGCCGGGCAGGGUGUUUCUUAAGGAGGGCACUCUGAUGAAGCUGUCCAGGAAGGUCAUGCAGCCACGGAUGUUCUUCCUGUUCAAUGACACUCUUCUGUACACCACUCCAGUUCAGUCUGGUCAGUAUAAACUCAACAGCAUGCUCUCUCUGGCGGGCAUGAAGGUGAGUACAGGCAGGGCUGAACACACAUUUACCCUGGACAAAACUCUUCUAAAGUCUCAUCUAAAACCUGUUUUUUGUGUUCAGGUGAGUAAGCCCAGUCAAGAGGCGUAUCAGAAUGAACUGAACAUUGAGAGUGUGGAGCGUUCCUUCAUCCUGUCUGCCAGCUCGGCCACAGAGAGAGAUGAGUGGCUGGCGGCCAUCGCCACGGCGAUAGACGACCACACCAGGAAGAAGAUCACCUUCAUCUCCAGCCGGAGUCAGGAGGAGGCUGAUGGUGUGUGUGACAGUGGGGCCCCGCUGGGUUCUAAGGCCCCUAUCUGGAUCCCAGACCUGAGGGCCACAAUGUGUAUGGUCUGUACCUGUGAGUUCACCCUCACCUGGAGACGCCACCACUGCCGAGCCUGCGGGAAGGUGGUGUGUCAGACGUGCUCGUCCAGUAAGUUCUAUUUAGAGUACUUGAAGAACCAGCCAGCUCGUGUGUGUGACCACUGCUUCGUCAAGCUACAGGAGAACAGUGACCGUGUUGCUUCUGGGGCGCUGUCUCCAACUGGCAGAUCUGGGGGAUUCUCUUUCUCCAGGAAACAGAAGAAGAUCCCAGCUGCUCUCAAAGAGGUGUCUGCAAACACAGAGAACUCCUCCAUGAGUGGCUACCUACAGAGGUCAAAGGGCAACAAGAAGCAAUGGAAGAGGCUAUGGUUCGUCAUCAAGAACAAAGUCUUGUACACCUACGCCGCCAGCGAGGACGUAGCUGCUCUAGAGAGCCAGCCUCUGCUAGGCUUCUUCCUGCGGGAGGAGAAGUGUGGCCCUUUCCAGAAGCUGCAGUUUAAACUGUACCACAAAAACACCCUGUUCUAUAUCUUCAAGGCUGACGACAUCCCCACUGCACAGAGGUGGAUAGAGGCUUUCCAGGAGGCCAUGAUUCUUUAACACCUAAACCAGUCAGCUCAUGUCCUUCCCCUGGAGGCAGUUGAAGGACACCUUUUGAUCCUUGACCUCUAGACACGUCAGGGGUCAGCAGCUCAGGAAGCACUCCCCACACCCCGAGCCAUGCCACCCCGAGCCCUGAUGAACCGGUCCGACUGCCUGCCAGGAGACCCCAGAGUCCCAGUGGUGUGAAGAGCAGACAUCAUUGUCUUUCUGGUGGAAAUAUGGACUUUGUGUCAGCUCUACAUUACAUUCAUUGUAAAUGUUGGGAUCCGUUGAAAAUGUGCCCUUGGCCAAACCACCAUGCUUCCAGCGGAGUUCUGAGGUUAUGGGCGUGUUGAGCGUCAUAGGCUGCAUAUCUAUCUGCUCUGGAUCUUAGAGGGAACCGUUAUGUGUCACAGCUGUGGGUCAAAGGUCAUGUCCUGAAGCGUGUGUGUGUGGAAGUGUUAACAGAAUUAUUGUCUGUGGACAGCCUGCUACCUUAUACAGGGAGGCCAUGGUCCACAAAAAGCCUCGAGAGUCACUGAAAAUGAUUUGAUGUAAAUUGCUUUUGAUUUACAUGAUCCUUGAAAAGUUAAAGGAUUUUGUUAUUUUCUUUGGGAAAUGUAACAUAUUGUAAGAAAAGUUUAAACUCAAAUAUUGAUGAAUUCUGGAAAUUGGAAUGGUGAUGAGAGUGGAAACCUUGCAUGAUGGGAUGGAAACCAGUUACAAAGAAGGGUGAGAAAGCAGUGCAUUCUCUCUGAGUAGGGAAGCUUCUCUGGUGCACUGCAGGUGGUUGGAUUCAACUGUGAAAAACAGGGUGCCACAGAGACACAGGAGAUGAGCAUUUUGCUCCUUAGAAAUAUAGCAAAAUUACAGGGGUCGUUUUAUAUUGUUAUUCUCUGUUAGUCUUAACUCAGUACAUAUACCACAUGUAUAAUGCAGUAUACUGGAUAAAACUGGAAAAGGCAUAAGUGUCAAUAUUUUACUACACAACCUAUAGAACAAAUGCAUUUUUAAAGAGUAUUUGUUAGACUCAGAAGCAGUGCUUGGGUAAUAUGUAGAACUGGGAGAGUAAAAUGUACCUUUUUUUGUGUGUAAAAGUCGAGAGCUAAUAUUUAUAUAGAACUGUACAUUUCUCAAUGUCCAUAAUUAUGUGAUUUUAGAAAUAUGAUUUAUUUGAUAACGGAUACUAUCUUUGUCACUUUUGUAGUAAGAAGUAGCUACCUUUUUUAUUGUAUGCCAUGAUGGUUGAAAAAGCACGUGCUGUAACAAUGCCUCACUAGUUUGUUUUAAACUGCCACAACAGACUUGUUGGAUUCAUUAGGAUUCCUCUUUUAAUCCAGGCCUCGUUUGUAUCAUUUUUUUAUUGAAUAAUUUAAAGUGGACAGAUUACAAAAUAAUGUUUGUCUUUUGAGCUAGACAUGGAAUGGAGAAUGAAAUGUAUCCCUUAGGAAUUGCUCACUAGCAAUAAAGCAACAUCCAGACAGUGCCUUAAAUAUGCUCAAUUAUUUUGUAAUAAUAUAAAUACAGAAAACUGUAUUUAAUUAUCUGGUGCAUUGUUUUAUUCAUUUGAAUUAGGAUAUUCUAUUAUCACAGUGACUACUUUGGCCGGCCCAUCUGACAUUAAACAGUGUAAAUAACCAUUAUGUAUUUAAAUUGAAAGUUGUUUAGAGUUUACAUUUAGUACUUCAAAUGUACUAAUCAGGUUGCACUACUACACCAUUGUGGCAGGUGGCCUUAUGGGAAGUGAAGUUUAUAACACAGAGAAACAUUAGGGAUAACUCAAAACAGAUAAUAUUUUAUAGAGACUAAAUGUCCCUCCAUCCUUAUACACAAUCACUAGAGAGCCAUAGUGUCUCGUCUGUAAAUAAUAUUUCUGCAGAACUGUCAGGCACCACUUUUUAAUAAAACCUCUGAAAGUGA